GCUCGCAGUCUGCUAAGGCAUCAUUCGAUUAAUUAAAAUUAGUGAGAAUACAUACAUACCCUUAAAAAUGAGUAAAUUACGGCUCCUAUCGAUUGUCUUGCUCUCCGCGAUAUCCGAAUCGUGGGGGCAAGUUAUUCCAGCUAACAUCAUCUUUUACCGAAGUGACGGCCAGUCGUAUCCCACGGGGGGCUUACUCCCUUUAGAGGUACCUGACAUGAGUAUGGCGACAGAGUUAGUAACCUUUCUAACCCCACCAGCCGGAGUGACCAUUAUUGCGUGUGCCACAGGGAUAUGGAGAUUCUUUCCCCUCCCUACUUAUGAAGUUGUCAACCCCUCCGUGAUGGGAUAUCAACUCGGGGCGAAUGAUAAGGAGAUAUGUUACAAUGUUGGGACCGGAAUCGAACUCAGGGGCUCACGUUCAUAUCGAAGUAUUAGCGAACAAGAUUUGAAUCUGGACGCUAUUCACAUCUUUACCGAAACUUACGGGGGUGGAAGCAGAAAAACCUUGCCCCCAUACGCAACCGAUGGGGAAGAUGUAGAAGCCAAUAUCCCCUCACUUUUCGGCAACGUCAGAUCCUUCGCCAUCACGGGAGCUCAGCCGUCUACCCCAGACGCUACUGGCGGAAAUACACCGGUUAUCAAAAUCAUGUCAGACCCCUUAGGAAAUCCGGCCAACGGAGCGGUCUGUUUUAUUCUCAACGGGCAAAUUAGUGCUACGGAAAUUGGACGGAUGCAUUUUCAACAGGUCAUGAGAUACGUUGAUGACGCUGAUGGAUUGACAAAAGAACUAACGAUGGGAAGUUUUCGCCAUUUUACGCUCGAUUUGGAGGGCGCUGCUCCUACGGAUUGUCCAGUAAGGUCCACAGUCGGCCAGCUGAGGACACCAGCGUUUGGAAUUCCGCAGAUGUUUGAGAGGGUGGAGAAUUUUAAGAAAUUUGAUUAGUUUUCAUGCUAUGGAAAUUUUAAACAAAAUUGUAUGCAGUUUUUAUUGUACAUGAUUGGGGUUAGAAAGUUUGUAAUAAAGUUGAAUUGCCAAAUUUCGAAAUAAAAAUAUUUCGUUUA
Messenger RNA from Folsomia candida, 1062 nucleotides. RefSeq lists its product as uncharacterized. Lineage: Eukaryota; Metazoa; Arthropoda; Collembola; Entomobryomorpha; Isotomidae. Bases 68 to 943 code for a protein of 291 amino acids. The record is from RefSeq and is a predicted model, not a curated record. The transcript has 2 exons.